CUUGUAUAUAACUCUGCAUCCCCCCACACCUUCACUUUCUUCCUCUCUCUUUUUCUUCCCACGGCUUUUCUGUCCUUUCUUUCCUUCAUACCCAUCCAAUCCCAUUCUCUCGCUCGGCUUGCCCUUGCACACAUUCCUUUUUCACUUCGAUUUCCACAUUCACUCCUUUGUGCUGGAAUAUCUACCAUACACCUUCCUUCUACCACUUCAGUCAUUCCUUGCUCGACGCAACACUCGAUUUGACUCACAAUCACAACCGCUCUGAGAGCCCGCUUUUCAAUACCAAACAGGACAACAAACUCAUUGAUUGAUUCAAUCUGUUGCUAAACAACACGAACAAUACAACAACAACAAUAACGAUUACAAAAUCACGCAGCAUAACACACACUUGCACAUAACCCAAAAAACAACAACAACAACAACAACAACAACUUUCUGCCAAAAUGCUCACCUCAACUUGCUUCCUUGCUGCUAGCAGCUUCCUUGCCCUUUCCAUGGCUGCCCCAAUCCCCAAACCGGUGGAGCGACGUGGUGGCAUGGCCUUCUCUAAGUACACCGUCUUCGGUGGUGAUGGUACCACUCUUCAAGGUUGGCCCUCCCAGAAUCAGUGGUGGCCGUUCGAGGAUCUCUGGGACGCCAACUUGGAAAUCCUGAGGACCUCCUGUACUCAGUACCCUGGAUCCCCCCAGAACAACGAUGAGAACGAAAUCGCCGCCAUCAAGCAGGCCAUCAUCGAAGUCAGCGGUGAGAGCGGUCUCAGCAAGGAGUACAUCCUCGCCUCCAUGAUGCAGGAGAGCAAGGGCUGCGUGCGCGCCCCAACUACCAACUACGGUGUCCGCAACCCCGGCUUGAUGCAGAGCUUCAACGGCAAGGCCACGUGCAACGAGGGUGGAUUCACCACCCCAUGCCCAGACAGCACCAUCAAGCAGAUGGUCAGCGAGGGUGUUGGUCUCGGUUUGGAAUUCGGCCUCACCCAAGCCCUCGGCCAGGCCGGCUGCGACGAUGUCUCCAAGUACUACAAGGCUGCUCGUAUCUACAACUCUGGUAGCCUGCCUCAGGGCGGCAACCUUGGUUCUGGCAUCGCCACUCACUGCUACAGCACCGAUAUCGCCAACCGUCUCGUUGGCUGGACCAGCCAGUCCUCAGCAUGCCAGGAGGGCACCAUUGGCUCAGUGGGUGGCUCCAACGUCGCCUUUGGUGGAAGUGACUACAGCAACGGCAACGGCAACGGAAACGGAAACAGCAACACACCCGAGCCUACCACGACUCCCACUAUCACCGAGCCUCCAGCCGCCGUCAAGACUCCCGAGGUCGAGCCACCCAAAGCUGAGACUCCUAAGGUCGAGCCUCCCAAAGCCGAGACCCCCAAGGAGCAGACACCUAAGCCAGUCAAUGCUCCCACUAGCGAGAAGGCUCCUGGUGCUGCCGCCAACUGCAAGUCCUGGUAUGCCGUGAAGAAGGGCGAUGACUGCAGUGCCACCGGUAUCUCCUUCGAGAGGCUCCGAACCCUCAACACCCAGCUUGACAGCAACUGCAGCAACCUGUGGGCCGAGUACUCCUACUGCAUUGACGCCUAAGCUGUUCGAUGAUUUAUAGUGCAAUGCAACCGAAAUACAACCGAAAUACACUUACUUCACUUCUUCUGUCUAAACAUUUACCUAUCGUAGCAUUUCGCCACUGAGGCGAAUCUACAUUUUCAAAUGGGGUUGUUCAAGCAUUUCAGGCACGGCAUCUUUUCUUCACUUCUACCGCCCUCUUUUGAUACCUCUUAUCUCACAACCUUUUUGCUGCCUGACGGAAUGGAUCGUGGUCAUGAUGGGGACCAGGCGGAAUUGCUGGACACGAAACUCCGCGUCUUCUAUCAUGUCGUAACGAAUGACUAGCUCUCAUGAGAAACAUGACCCAAUAAAUUUCAAAACACUUGUUUACCAACUCA
Molecule: messenger RNA, 1936 nt
Organism: Aaosphaeria arxii CBS 175.79
Lineage: Eukaryota; Fungi; Ascomycota; Dothideomycetes; Pleosporales
Product: carbohydrate-binding module family 50 protein
Exons: 1
Coding region: 444-1577 (377 amino acids)
Source: RefSeq, a predicted model, not a curated record